AAAAUUUAUAAAAGUAGCAUAUAAUUUAAGUUUCCUUUUUAAUAAUAAUUGUUUAUUUAAAAUUUGAUUUAUAAUAAUAUUAUAUUACUAUUUACGAAAUUAUUCAAUUUAUUAAUUUAAAAAAAUUAGUAUGAUUUUGUUAGAUUUUUUUCAAAAGAUUUAUAAUUUAAUAAAUUUAUAAUUAUUAAAAUAAUUAGAAAUGUUAGUUAUUCAAUAGAUUAAUGUACAUAAUCAAAUAGAUAUAUUGAAUAAAUUGGACCUAAUAUGACUUUUAAUGGUAGAUAAAAGUUGUACUUCUCUUUUAAUAGAGAAGACUAGAUUUUGAUCCGCGCUUUCAAAUGGCGGAAUUAUUUUCUAAACAUUCCAAAUUUAUUUGAUAUAAAUUUGUAUUUUAAUUGUAUCUACACUUAGAUAUUACAAAUGAAACAUUAUAUUCAAUGUUUUGAAAUCCGACCCGACCCGCAGUUAAAUUGCCAAAUUCGGUGGUUCAUAUCUAAUCCAUUUUAGUUUUUUUUUUAAACUGUUAAUUAAAAAUUCUAUAGAAUCCGUAACAACCGCUAAAACCCGAGAUCUGGUUAUCGAUUGAACUGAUAGAUGACCCAAUAUGUAAUUUGGUUUGAUUUAUUAUUAUAUUUUUAUUGUAAUAUAUAUUCAUGAACGUUCAGAUGAAAUAGUGAAUAUAUUAUGAAAUUGAUAUUUCAAUUUUAAUAUAAUUUUAGUCCAACUAAAAUUCCAUCUUGUUAAUGGAUUAAUAUUUGAGUGGAUGCAUACUAAAAAUAAAAUAGAUUUGAGCAUCAAUAAUGUGUAUACGUCUAUUACAAAUUAAUGAUUUACGUUUGCAAAAAAAAUAUAAUUGUUUAUUUAGUUAGUUUACUUUUGUUAUUCACAUAUUAUUAGAUACUUUUUGAUGUUUUGUCUAUGGCUUAUUUUAAAUUUACAAUUUAAUUUCAUUCUUCGCAUUAGAAAUGUAACUAUUUGUUAUUUUAAUUUUGAUAUAUAUUUUUAAUAUAUUUAGUUCUUAAUUUUUAUAAUUUAUAUAUAUAAUUUUAUAUUUAAACAAUUAAAAUAUUGACUCUUACUCUCUGGCUUCGAUUUAUGUUAAUGUAAUGUUUUAUGAUAUAUUUGUGUUAAUAUAUUUGUUCAAUUGGUUUAUAUUUGAUAUAUAUAUUACAUGUCUGUUUGAGUAACCCAUAAAAAAUGUAUUCAUUAAACUAUCAAUAGUAACAUGUUUCAUCAUAUAAUUACUGUUAAUAUUUAUUUUAUAAUAUAUAUUUAUAUAUAUUUUAAUACUCUAACUAUAAGAAUUAUAUUUUUAUGUAUUUGGUGAGGGUUUUGAACAAUUUGUUUUUUUUUUUGCAUUUGGAUUAAUAUAUAGUUGUAUAUAUACGAAUGAAUAGAUAUAUAUAUAUAUAUAUAUAUAUAUAUAAUUAUUUAUUACAUUAAUAACUAAAACAUAAUUGAUUAGUUAUUUGAAUUUCUAAUUAAUAUAAAUUAAAUUUAUUAGUUUAAAAAAUAAUAGAUUAGUUAGUUAGUUCCUUAAUUUUAGGUAUGAUGUAUAUUUAACAAUUAAAUUAGAUUUGAGUAGAAAUAAUAAGAAAUAUAAUUAAAUAUAAUGGUCCAACCUAGACUAUUUAUAAGUAGAUAAAAAUUGCUUCUGUUUUAAUAGUAUUGAUAGUUUAGACUUUGACCCGCACAUCCGUAUGGGUAAUUUUUCAUUUAUAACUUUUGAUCUUGAAAAAUUAUAUGAUUUUUUGACUUUUUCUAACUAAACUAAUGCAUUAUUUAAAAAAAAAAGCUGAAAUUUUGAUGAGAUUCUUUAUAAAUUUUCAACAAUGUCCCUUUUGAUAAUUUUGAUUGGAUUUCGGGAUUUGGGGUUUCUAUGUGAUGAUUUAAAGUCUUGGUUUCUUAUGGUAGCAGCUAUAGAUUGAUAGGGUUUCAGUGAAUGUACUUAUAUUUAGUGUUCUUGGGUGGAUUUAGGUUCAGAGUAGGUAUGAAUCUUGUGGUUUAAGAUUUGCUAAGUAAUCUGUCUUCAGCAAAAUAGUGUUGAUUUGAAUUCUCAAACUUGUCUUAGCGAAGUACGCUGUCAUGUUCCAACGAUUCUUACUCAUGUGCCCUUGAUCUGACUACUAUACAUGGAUUUUAAUUCUCAGACUUGUCUCGCAUUACAGAGGUAAUCCGUUCGCAGAUCCAAAUAGACAAAACAUAAUACUCAAAAGGUAGUCCGUUGUGUAUGAUAAAAGUUAUAGCUCAAAGCAUAAUCUUCACUAUUUUUUCUUAAAGAGACUGGAACUAAAUGUUCAUGCGUACACUGCUUGCAUUUCUACAUCCAGAUUCAGGAAAGUUCAAGUCCUACACAAACCAGGGAAGGUUCACUUACGAGUUUGAAUCAGCUGCAGAGUUCGCUGGGGAAACUUUUUCAAUGGAAUGAUGAACUCAUCAAUUCUUCGUCGUCCUGGCUGAUGGAGUAGUUACACGAGAUGUUACAACUGUUUACCUUACAGAGAGAAAUUGGAAUGUAGAGAAAGCCUUCUCAAGUCUAUUGGAAGAAUCAUCGCAGUUUCAGGCUUCACAAGAAGGUGAAACCGGGAGCUCUUAUAGGUAAACCAGUAAAUGAUGGUUUCUAGAGUAUGCUUAGUAUGAAUCGGUUAUGAUUCAACACUUUGAGCCUCAUGUAAUAUUGUAUUAUAGUUUAAAUCUAAAUUAUUUAUUGUCGAGUAUAAAAUUUAACCAAAUUCUUAAUUUCUGCAAGAACCUGUUGUAAUUUUUAAUGGUUAUGAGGCAAAUUGAGUUCUGAGUAUUUAAGCGUCUAUGCUAAUCCAAAAGAAAGGGAGAAAGUUGAAGUCCAUUGUGCACAUGAAAGUGGAAGAGUUUAAGAACAACAUGGCUACUGCACUUAUAUUUCAAUCUAUACCGAAAACUCUAAUUCUCCAAGUCGGUGGGUUAGAUACCACAAAGAAGGUAUGGGAUGCGAUCAAGGCACGCCACGUAGGAGCGGACAGAGUUUGAGAAGCACGGUUGCAAACCCUCAUGACCGAGAUUGAUCGCUUAAAGAUGAAGGAAACCGACAAAAUCGAUGACUUCGUAGGCAAGCUAUCUGAGAUCUCUUCCAAAUCAGCUGCGUUAGGGGAAGCUAUGGAUGAAACAAAACUUUUCAAAAAGUUUCUUCAAAGCUUACCACGAAAGAAGUACAUCCACAUCGUUGCUUCUCUUGAACAAAUCCUAGACUCCAAAACCACCAGGUUCGAAGAUAUCAUAGGUCGGCUAAAGACAUAUGGAGAACGUAUUUGUGACGAUGAGAAAGAAGCACAAGAGAAUCAAAGUAAGCUUAUGUACACCAAUAUGGAGAGCCAAUCAAACCGAGAUUAUCAUGGAGAAUAUAGAGAACGAGGUGGCGGAGGUAGAUAUUACGGCAGAGGCAGAGGACGAGGAAGAUUGUAUUGGGACAAUAGGGACAUGUCCAAAGUCAUGUGUUACAGAUGCGAUAAACUCGACCACUUUUCCUCUACGUGCCCGGAUAUAUUGUUGAAACUGCAAGAAGCAACAGAGACUAAAGAAUAUGAAACACGGGAGGCUGAUGGGUUAUUGAUGCUUGAGAUUUUUUAACUAAACCAAAAGAAAGUCAAGCCAAAGGAGUUUGAAUCUACAAAGGAUGGAGAUCGAGUUUGCUAUCUAGACAACGGAGCAAGCAAUCACAUGACUGGCAACCGUCAGUAUUUCAACAAGAUUGAUGAAACAAUUUCAGGGAAAGUACGAUUCGAAGAUGACUCAAGAAUCGAUAUCAAAGGCAAAGGAUCUAUACUCUUUCUCACUCAAAACGGAGAAAGGAAAAUCCUAGCCAAUGUAUACUUUAUACCGGAUCUAAGGAGUAUCAUCAUCAGUCUUCGGCAGGCUACUGAAUCAGGAUGCGAUGUAAGGAUGAGAUCAGACGUUCUUACACUUCAUGACAAGGAUGGAAAUCUGAUCAUAAGAGCAAUGAGAUCGAAGAAUCGCCUCUACAAAGUACUAAUGGAGAUAGAUGAAGCAUGUUGUCUGAAACUUAGAGGACAAGAUGAUUCCACAAGAUGGCAUGCAACGCUAGGUCACAUUGGAGUGGAUACGAUGAAAGCAAUGAUAGGGAAAGAACUUGUGACCGGCAUACCAAAGUUGAAAGUCGAAGAGAAACUUGUGAAUCAUGUUUGCUUGGUAAGCAAUCAAGGAGACCGUUUCCACAAUCAACAUCUUAUCGGGCAAAAAAGGUAUUUGAACUUGUUCAUGGCGACUUAUGCGGACCUAUUACACCACCCACAGCUGGAAGAAAUUGGUAUAUCUUCGUGCUCAUAGAUGAUCACUCCCGUUAUAUGUGUUCCAUCCUCAUGAAAAACAAAAGAAGUGUUUGAUAGAUUCAAACGAUUCAAAGCAAUCGUUGAGCAUGAAACCAAAUCAUCAAUCAAGACGUUCAGAACGGACAUAGGUGGCAAGUUUACGAGCAGAGAGUUCAAUCAAUUCUGCAAAUCAUCAGGAAUAAAAAGACACUUAACUGCUCCCUAUAAUCCACAGCAAAACGGAGUUGUAGAAAAAAAGGAAUCGAACGUUGUUAGAGAUGAUAGAAGCAUCUUGAAGCAUAUGGAAGUACCAAAUUAUCUUUGGGGAGAGGCUGUGAGACAUUCUACAUAUCUGAUCAUUCGUGUUGGGACGAAGACGUUGGCGAGUCAAACACCAUAUGAAGCAUACAAGGGAAGAAAGCUAAGCUUAGAGCACUUGAGAAUUUUCGGUUCUAUCGGAUAUACGAAAACAGAGGCGCCAAACUUGAAGAAAUUGGAUGAUAGAUCGCGAUCUCUUGUGCCUCUAGGAACAUAACCCGGUUCAAAAGCAUACAGAAUGUAUGAUCCAAUAAGCAAGAUAAUCGUUGUGAGUAGAGACGUUGUGUUUAACAAAGAUAAAACAUGGAAGUGGAACAAAUCUGAACAUGAUACUAUCGAGAAACCAGGAAUACUGCGAGUGACUAUUGGAGAAUAUGGAAAUCAAGGAAUAGAAGAUAUCAACAAUGAAGGAGAGACUAAAACGAAUGUUGAGAAUGAUGAAACCGAGGGUACAAACGAGAAUGAGCACGAUCACCAAGCAUCAUCUGAUCAAGAAACUAACGAUGAUCAAAAAGAAGAAGUACAAUUACGAAGAUCAACAAGGAUCUCAAAGAAGCCAAGUUACCUCGAGGAUUACAUAUAUAUAGCAGAAGAGGAAGGUGAGGGUCUUCUACUUCUGUUAAAUGAGGAACCGUGGGACUUCAAGGAGGCAAUUGAAGAGAAAGUUUGGCGUGAUGCUUGUGAAGAUGAAAUCAACUCGAUCAUCAAGAACAAGACGUGGAGCGUAGUCGACCUACCCAAAGGAGAAAAAACAAUCAGAGUGAAGUGGAUUUUCAAGAUUAGACGUAACGCUGACGGAAGCAUAAACAAAUACUAGUCGAGAUUAGUUGCUAAAGGUUACAUACAUCAACAUGGUGUUGAUUUCGAAGAAGUGUUUUCUCCUGUUGCAAGAAUUAAAACCGUGAGAUUCAUCAUUGCUCUAGCCGGAUCAAAAAUGUGGGAGAUUCAUCACCUAGACGUAAAAACAGCUUUCCUUCAUGGUGACCUAAAAUAAGACGUCUACAUUAGUCAACCAGAAGGUUUCGAGAUCAAAGGAUGCGAGGAUAAGGUAUACAAGCUAAGUAAAGCUUUAUAUGGAUUGAGACAAGCUCCGAGAGCUUGGAACGAGAAGAUGAAUCAUGUGCUUGAAUAAUUGAAGUUUGUUAAGUGUUCAAAGGAGCCCUCAUUGUAUCGGAAGAGAGUAAAGGAACAAAUACUUAUGGUAGCAGUAUACGUUGAUGACUUACUAGUUACAUGUUCACACCUGAACUUUAUUCGCGAGUUUAAAGAAGAGAUGUCAGCGGUUUUUGAGAUGAGCGAUCUCGGUCUGAUAACAUACUAUUUAGGUAUUGAUGUGAUCCAGGGAAAUGAAGGAAUAAUAUUGAAACAAGCGCGAUAUGCGAGAAAGAUCCUGAGUGAAACCGGAAUGGGAGAGUGCAAUGAUGUGCAUACUCCAAUGGAGUUUUGUCUCAAACUUUCAAGAGCAGAGGAAGAGCAGAGCAUAGAUGUGAAGCAAUAUAGGAAGAGCAUUGGAUGCUUGCGUUAUUUACUUCACACGAGACCGGAUCUUGCGUUUAAUGUUGGCUUGUUAAGUAGAUACAUGCAUGAUCCAAAGCAAGUUCUCAGAUAUUUGAAAGGAUCAGUUUCCCUUGGAAUUGUGUUUCGUAGAGAAGACAAAACAAAGUUGAGUGGGUUCAGUGAUUCGAGUCAUAACAUAGAUGAAGAUGACUGGAGAUCAACUACAUGUCAUGUUUUCUAUUUGAAUGAGUGUCCAAUCUCUUGGUGCUCACAAAAAUAGGAAACAGUGGCUCUAUCUUCAUGUGAAGCAGAAUUCAUGGCUGCUACCGAGGCUGCUAAACAAGCAAUAUGGUUACAAGAACUACUCGAAGAAGUCAGCAAACAAUCGUGCAAGAAAGGAGUAAUCCGGCUGGAUAAUAAAUCUGCAAUAGCUCUUACAAAAAAUCUGGUGUUUCAUGGACGUAGCAAACAUAUACACAAGCGCUAUCACUUCAUCAGGGAAUGUGUUGAAAAUGAUCAAGUGGACGUCCAACACGUUCCAGGAAUCGAACAACGAGCUGAUAUUUUGACUAAGGUACUAGGAAGGAUCAAGUUCAAGGAGAUAAGAGAGUUUGUAGGAGUUCAAGAUGUGAAUGAAGUUAACUUCAAGUUUAAAGGGGAGAAUGUUAGAGAUAAACAUGAAGCUAACUUGGGAUCCAAGUUAAACCAAUCCUAGUUGAGAAAAGAUUAGGAAAGAUUAAAAUAUGUUAAACCUAAUGAGUUUAGGAAAUUUAGAGUUAUAUAAAAGGAGAUGCAAGGAUGCUGCAUAACUUGUGAGCUUUAGAGAUUGUGAGUUUGUGAGUGCUUGAGUUUUGAGUUAUUUUCUCAAGUUAAUAAAUACACUACAAGAAAACACAACUAUAGCGACAAAAUUUAACGAGGAAAAUUAAUCUUCUUAAAUUUACGUCGACUUUACGAGAAUCUUACAAGGAAAUUUAAAAGCAACGUAAUUCGUCGUAAAAUAACAAGGAAACGAUUUUGUCGUAAAAACGACGUAACAUAACGUUGUUUUUACGAGGAAAUAUGGUUUCCUCGUAAGUUCAACGUAAAAUUAGUGACUACUUUACGAGGAAAUAUUUUAUGUUUACUUAAUGAGAAAAUUGCGAGUCCACCAACUUUGUAGUUGUAACACGUUUUUUGUUUCGGCUACCUAACUAAAUUUCGUCGUAAAUUCGUAGUAAAUUUUCAACAUUCGAAAAUUUCCUAUAAAUAUGGACGUUUGAAGAUCACUUUAAACACACCAACAAGAAAACAAAUAUAAACGUGAAAGAAAAAAAAUGUCCGGCUACGGGAAUAUUUUCGAGUUGCGAGAUGGAUGUAUAUGCACAGAGAUGCUAACGGGAGAGUAACGAAAGAAUACAUCGAAGGACUGGAGACAUUUAUGCUUCAAGCAGAUUCCACACCGCUCGCCCAAGAAAGCGGUAAGAUUAUAUGUCCUUGUCGGAAGUGCAACAAUUCAAAAAUGGCAAAUCGUGAAAAUGUUUGGAAGCAUUUUAAUAAAUAGAGGUUUCACGCCAAAUUACUAUAUAUGGUUUCAACAUGGAAAAAGUUAUAAUUAUGAGAAUGAAGCUAGUAGUAGUAAUAGCAAUUUUCAGGAAGAACUCGUUGAUCAUUAUUUCCAUAAUGAACAUAGUUACCAUCUGCAGGAGGAGCAAACGGUAGAUUAUGAUAGGAUUCAUGAUAUGGUAGAUGAUGCAUUCGUAGUUCAUGAUGAAGAUGAAGAACCUAACACAGAUGAAAAAACGUUUUAUGAAAUGUUAGAUGCUGCGAAUCAGCCACUUUACAGUGGUUGUAGAGAAGAUCUCUCUAAAUUGUCGUUGGCUGCUAGAAUGAUGAAUAUUAAAACUGAUCACAAUCUACCUGAAAGUUGCAUGAAUGAAUGGGCAGACUUGUUUAAAGAGUAUUUGCCGGAAGACAAUGUGUCUGCUGAUUCUUAUUAUGAGAUUCAAAAACAGGUUUACAGUCUUGGGUUGCCUUCAGAGAUGAUAGACGUUUGCACCGACAAUUGCAUGAUCUACUGGGGAGAUGAUGAGAAGUUAGAAGAAUGUCGAUUCUACAAGAAGCCACAAUUCAAGCCGCAAGGACGAGGACGUAAUAGGGUACCGUACAAAAGGAUGUGGUGCCUACCAAUUACAGACAGAAUGAAAAGACUGUAUCAAUCUGAGCAGACAGCCGGAGGGAUGAGAUGGCAUGCCAGGCAUACUCAGACGGAUGGUGAGAUGACUCAUCCAUCAGAUGCAAGAGCCUGGAAACAUUUUAACAAAGUAUAUCCGGAAUUCGCUAGCAUUAGCCGGAAUGUGUAUCUUGGAUUACGCACAGAUGGAUUUAGUCCAUUCGGAAUGUCAGGGAGACAAUAUUCAUUGUGGCCAGUCUUUCUUACGCCAUACACCUGGCCACCGGAGAUGUGCAUGCAACGAGGAACUUACGACGAUUUAAAAAAAAAAGAACGCAGGACUCGUUAAUUCCACGUAAGCCGUAUUCGUCGUAAAAAACUCGUAAUAAGAAAACGCGGGCCUCGCUCAUUCCUUGUAAAUAAAAAGGGGGCCUCUCUAUUUCCUCUCUAAUUUGAUUAGUUUAGGAUAGAUUAGGUGGUUAGUGUAGGGAAUUUAGAUACUUGAAUCUAUUUUCUCUCUUAACGACCAAUUAGGGACUACCGUUGUAAUAUUUUUUAAAAAAAGAGAAGAAAGAUACUCGAAUCACAUGUGGGAAGAAACAAGGCGAGACCUACAUAAGUCUAGCCUUGUCUCCGCCCACAUGUGUUCCAGUAUCUUUCUUCUCCUUCUUUUUUUUUCAAAUCUUUUUAAUUUGAGAAGCAAACUCGUGAGUAAUUAUCUCUGAUUUGAGAAGCAAAUUGGUGAGUUUAUCUUUAAUUUGAGAAGCAAACGGGUGAGUAUUUAUAAAAAAUUUUGAAAGGUUUUACAACCAAUUAGCUUCGUCUCAUUCCUCGUAAAUAAAAAAGCGGGCCUCGCUAAUUCCUCGUAAAUAAACUAGGACGUUACAAGAAAACCAAACGCGGGCCUUUCUAGUUCCUCGUAAAUAAAAAUGUGGGCCUCGCUAAUUCCUCGUAAAUAAAAACCCGGGCCUCGCGAGUUUCUUGUAACUUUAUGAGGAAUUUACGACGAUUCCUAAUUUCCUAUAUAUACACGCGAGUUCUCACUUCCCCUUUCGUCUCAACUUCCUCUUUCAUUCGUAGCUAUGGUACGCUCUCUCUAUUUCCUCUCUAAUUUGAUUAGUUUUAGGGUAGAUUAGGUGAUUAGUGUAGGGAAUUUAGAUAGGUUUACAGAUUUUAUGUUAGUUAGAGUUGAUUAGGUGGUUAAUUAUAGAAUUUGUUAAAUUACUGUUGAUGUUAAUUUUAAAAUUAUUUUUUUUUCCAGACGGUUCGAAAGAACAGCCUUACUCCCCAUUACACAGAGAUGUUCGGUGAGCCUGGUAGUCGUUUAGACCGGUCUUCUUCAGCUCCCGGUUCUUCUUCAGCUCCCUUCGGGUCCGGAGACUGUCCCCGAGACUCAGUCUACUCAUAGAGUCUCUAGGUCCCCUCCUUCUAGUGCAUCAUCGGUUCCUCAAUUCGUUGCACCGCCGGCUCCUCAGUCCUCAUGAUCAUGUCCCAGAGGUGCCUCCUCCUGUGCCUCCUUUGAUGGCUCAUCCGAUGUCGGCCGGGAUUCAUCCCGAUUUGAUGGUGCCGCCGAGUGCUCCUUACUCGUAAUACACUGUUGAAGAUCUUCUCGCUCAGCCAGGCUGAGAAGGUUUACCAGUCUUAGACCCCGACCGACCGGACGAAACUUUGUGGUACGUAACAUUUUUUUAAAAAAUCCUUUUAUAACAAUAAUAAAUAACUUAUACUUUAAAUUUGUUUUUUCAGGUUUGGGAUUGACACUUCUGUUGCUCGGAACGUAACCGAGUCGAUCAAAGGUUACGUCUCCGAGCCACAUACUGGAGAAAGACGCCGAUCUACGUGAGAAAGACAUGGUUCAAAAUUUUCACUGUAAGUUACUAUUAAUUAAUUAUAUAUACUUUAAUUUUUUAUCCUAUAGAAUUUUAAUUUUUUUAAAACUAAUUCUUAAUUUAAUUUUUUUUUCUAUUACAGCAAAAAUACCAUUGGUCCCUGGGGGUCAAUGAGAGGGUGAAAAAAGCGUUUAACGCGAAGGCGCAAGCUCGCUUGUUGGACACAGUCUCCAACUAGAAGGGUGACUGGAUCGUGAAGGGGUAUGAGCGUGGCAAACCCACUGAGCUCACCACGAACGUGUGGGAUGGCCUCAUCCGUUAUUGGUGGGAUCCUGACUCCAUUAGAGUCGCCAAAUCUUGCCCUGCCUCCCGUCAGACGGUAGAUGAGCACGGCCACGGGCCGAUGCUUCACUCUACGGGUCAAAAACCCCACGCCGGUGUCCGUCUUGAGAUGGUAAUUAAAUAUUUAAUUUUAUAUAUAUAUAUAUAUAUAUAUAUAUAUUCUAACUUUCUUAAAUGUUUUUUAGGCCAAAGAGAUGGGAGUUAUCUCGUCUCUCUUGCAACUUCACGAGUAAGAAGAAGGCGAGCCAAUUUCUAGAUGCUAGGUCCGAGCAGAUCUUCAACGACUUGGUUGGUCACGUUGAAGACCGCCAGACCCAGCUGACCCAGCAGUCCACCGACGGAUUACACGUCACCUUAUCCACACUUGAAGUGGAUAAGAUUUACGAGGAGGUAAAUUUUUUGAAAUUUUAAUUUUUUUUGUUAUUCAUUUAAUUUAACUUUUUACUAACAAUAUUUAUUUUUUGUUUUUAAGGUUGUCCCUAAGAAAAAAGGACGUACAUUGGGAAUUGGUUCCCUCAACGAUGUUCCAAGAGCGACAUCGUCUUAUGGUCAGAGACGGAAAGAUGAAGUCACUCAGCUGCGUAACGAGUUGGACUCGACGCGAUCUGCGUUCACAACUCGUAUGGAUGGAGUUGAGGGCUCCUUGGACGUUAUAGCGGCCACAAAUCCGGAAUGGGACUUUUUGUUGAGGAACAUGCGACCCCAAAAUCCCAUUCCAGGCGAGUCAUCAUCCGACACACAUGCCGACCCGGAUGUAGAGAGGAGGAGUGAGGAAUUCUACCGGGCGAUGAACGACUCUUAGUUCUUUUUUUUCGUUGAAUGUAUUAUAUUCAAAACUUAUUUAU
Molecule: messenger RNA, 11284 nt
Organism: Brassica rapa (field mustard)
Lineage: Eukaryota; Viridiplantae; Streptophyta; Magnoliopsida; Brassicales; Brassicaceae
Source: RefSeq, a predicted model, not a curated record